This is a messenger RNA of Clarias gariepinus (North African catfish), 3111 nucleotides long. RefSeq names its product class II histocompatibility antigen, B-L beta chain-like. Lineage: Eukaryota; Metazoa; Chordata; Actinopteri; Siluriformes; Clariidae. The record is from RefSeq and is a predicted model, not a curated record. Gene Ontology annotation, molecular function: MHC class II protein complex binding. Gene Ontology annotation, cellular component: membrane; MHC class II protein complex. The transcript has 4 exons. Gene Ontology annotation, biological process: peptide antigen assembly with MHC class II protein complex; antigen processing and presentation of exogenous peptide antigen via MHC class II; positive regulation of T cell activation. The coding region runs from base 62 to 799 and encodes 245 amino acids.
UGAGUGAGUGAGUGAGUGAGUGCACAGCACACUGACUUCUCUCAGUCUUUCACAAUCAGAGAUGAUGGUAAAGCUGUGGAUCUGUCUCCUGGUGCAGUUAUCCACGCUGGAUACAAUAGGUGGAUAUUACUAUGAGCUGAGAACGCAGUGCAUUCACAGCUCCAGAGAUUUAAGUGAUAUGGUUUUUUUGCAUAUUCGAAUUUUCAACAAGAUUAGGUACUGGUGGUUUAACAGUACAGUCGGCAAGUUUCAGGGCUACACUCAGUAUGGCAUGUAUAAUGCAGAGAGCUUUAACAAUGACACAGCCACCUUAGAAAUGGCGCGAGCUGCUUUGAAUGACAUCUGUAAGUACAAUAUACGGAACUUCUACCCAACUACAGAUUGUCCGUCAGUUGAGCCGGAGGUUGAAGUGAAGUCAGUGAAGCAGUCAGACGGCUCAUAUCCUGCUAUGUUGAUGUGCAGCGCUUACAGCUUUUAUCCUCCACACAUUAAAGUGACCUGGCUGAGAAACGGACAAGUAAUUAAGGGAGGUGUGACGUCCACAGAGGAGAUGGCUGAUGGAGACUGGUACUAUCAGGUCCACUCAUAUCUGGAGUACAUGCCUGAGUCUGGAGAGGAGAUCUCCUGUGUGGUGGAACACGCCAGCUUCAAAAAGCCCAUGAGCUAUAAGUGGGACCCCUCUCCUCCUGCGUCUGAUAAGAGUAAGAUCGCUAUCGGGGCUUCAGGUCUGGUGUUGGGGAUCGUGCUCUCAGCUGCUGGGUUUAUCUACUACAAGAAGAAAUCAUCAGGACCUUACUGAGGUGAAGAUCUUCCAUCAAGAGUUUAAUGUGUGAAAAUCAAAACCAGUAAAUAGUACAGUAGUAACAGCACUUAUUUUUUAAAUUCAUCAAAUCAAAUAAUGGCUUACAAGUCAUGUUCUUUCAUUAAUUUUUGUCAUAAUUAAACUUGACCAAACAAUCACCUACACUUUGUUUCUUCAUUAGUACAAUAGAAGUUAUGUAUUUCCUGGGUUUCUGGGUCUAUAACUCACAUGCAACUUUAUAGAUAGGUAAUUUUUUUAAUUUUUUUUAUAUACAGUAGCACUUUUAACAUUGGUCAUUGUCUCAAAGCAUUUUUACAAAAUUAAAAGAAAAUUAUGAAAAUGUGUAUGAGAUGUGAGAAAAAUGUGUAUAAAUCAUAGCUACAUAAAUCUGAAUCAUUUCAUUCUUUUAACAUUUAUUAAAUUCUACACAGGACAACAGUCAAAACAUAAUACCUUUGGCAGUUGAUUAGGUACACGGCAGUAUAAUUAAACUGACACUUGUGGUAUGUUGCAAAAAUGUCUACAAUCAGGUACUUAAGUGCAUUAGAAGUUUAUAAAGAAGAGUGUAUAAGUCAAAGGAAACACACCACUAGCACACACACACACACACACUCAGUACAUUUACAGUACAUUGCAAAAGUCUUGACCCCUCUCAUUGCUUCAUGAUUUGCUUUUUUUGUAUUUUUAAUGAAACCUUGAGGAAUAGUUCUCUAAGCUUACUCAAGGAUUUUUUUGGGGUAUCAUUUUUGCAAGAUUUUGCCUCUCAACUCCAGUCACUGUACCUUGAAAGUUUCAGAGGAACGUUUUAAUUGGUUAGCCACACAGUGUCCUAUGUAUUAUCCUAUGAUAAAGACAUCUAACUUAAGACAUGAACUAUUGAGAAACAGGUGCAGAUGAUGACAGAGGAUCAGGCCGGUGAUUAGUAUACAGGUAGUCCCCGACUUACGGACAAGUUCCGUUCUGGGAGCAUGUUUGUAAGUUGGAUUUGUUCUUAAGUCCAACAAAGUGAGUCUUUGACAUGAAUAUACAAUGUAAAGCAUACCAAUCCACUUGAGUAAGUCUCUGUGCCCCUCCCCACACUGCCAUCUGGUGGCCAAAACCCAUAAAUGCGUCUAAAGACAUUAAUCUCCACGAGAAAUGUAACAGUGUUCCACAUUUUUAAAUCGCAAGGGGAAUCCCGGGCACCCGGGUCUUUCACUGCAUGGAUUUUGAACUCUUUUAUGUUGAUAAUUUUCUGAAAUUUGGAUUAUUCAUCCUCAGGACACCUAUUUUCUAUCAUCGUGCUCCCGGACUGAUUUUUUGAAACUAGUGCGGUGACUUGUGGCCUUCACAUGCAUAUGAAUUUGAGUAACAUCCAAUUCUUAUGCUAUAGAAUUUUCAUAUGAUGUUAGCCCCACCCCCAGAAGUCACAAGAUUUAUUUUAAAUAUAGGAAUUUUUUACCAUUUUCCCAGAAACGCAUUUGUGAGGUUAGACACUAAUGUUGGACGAGAAGGACUGGCUCGCAGUCUUCGAGCCCAACUCCUGAAAAACAACCACACACUAAUUCCAACAUGACUGCGCACCUAUGCACAAAACAAGAACCAUAAAGACAUGGAUGAGCAAGUUGAGUGUGGAAGAACAUGACUGACUUGCACAGAGUCGUGACCUCAACUCGACAGAACACCAUUGGGAUGAAUAAGGGCAGAGACUACAAAUGUUUGUAAGUCUGGGGACUACCUGUACUGCUAAUGCUGACUCCUGAGUGAUUGGAACAGACAAGAGGGGAAAUGAGGUUACUGCUGAGGUUGUCACAUAAACAACUGAUUUUUACAUUGUAUCUUUCGGCACUUUGCAGCCUGUUGCAUUAAAAAAAAAAACAUUCUUUUGAUUUAAUUUACAUCAUUUAAUUUUAUUUUAUAUGAAAAAAUGUAGAGAGGGGAUCAAGAUUUUUUUUUUUUGCACAGGUUUGUAUUUUUAAUGCAAUUGCGGUUCUGUGUAAAUGUCCUUCUUUUUUAACCAGAAAAAAUAAACAGGUUCAUUCAUCAAACUCAAAUGCUUUUUUUAUUAUUAUUUCACAGUCCGCUAGAAUGGGGAUACAUUAAGCUGUUUAAAUCUUAAACUUAAUAUUCAUUGCAUUUUGAUUAAACAGACCUGUGAUCAUUUAAAUCUGAAAUUUUGCAAGAACUGUGAUAAAUGCACUAUGUACAUUAUUUGUGUGUGUCUUCAUGCGAUGCUACCCUGAUUAGGGUAUAAACAUCUUAUUAGACACUUCUUUGUCUUGAAAUCCAGCUAUGAGAAAAGAGUCAAAUGAGCACAGUGGCAUGGUUUU